Molecule: messenger RNA, 481 nt
Organism: Aspergillus caelatus
Lineage: Eukaryota; Fungi; Ascomycota; Eurotiomycetes; Eurotiales; Aspergillaceae
Exons: 1
Coding region: 135-314 (59 amino acids)
Source: RefSeq, a predicted model, not a curated record
UUUUUUUUUUUUUCUCCCUCAUUGUUACCACUCAGUUUUGUCUGAUCUGCUUUUGAGCGCCACUAGACCGCAAUGGUCAUUCUGUGUUUCAACCAUCGACAGUGAUCCAGACGGACAGGCUGGGUCCACUUGACAUGUUUCAUCUUUAUGCCGUUUUAUCCAUGCUCGCUGGCGUCUUAUUCAGGUGUUCUCUUUCUUUGCUGGUUGCUUUACGGGUGUUUCUUUCAUGCGAUAUACAUGGCGAUGGAAACGUCCACGGUUCUAAUGUAAGGGAUGAUGCAGGGGCAUGUAGGCCCAUGGUUAUAUGCACAUAAGGUAUAGAGGUUCUGAUAAUACAUGGCUUUUGAGGUUUCACCUAUAGUAGCUAGAAUACAGCCCGGCUGGGGGAGGUUACAAGAAACAGAGAUCGUUUUUAAGGCAGUGCUUUGAGGAUGGCUAGAUUAGAGCCUACUACAUACAGACCGUGAGGUCAGGUGUUAGA